Molecule: messenger RNA, 1315 nt
Organism: Stegastes partitus (bicolor damselfish)
Lineage: Eukaryota; Metazoa; Chordata; Actinopteri; Pomacentridae
Exons: 2
Coding region: 200-994 (264 amino acids)
Biological process (GO): regulation of autophagy
Cellular component (GO): mitochondrion
Source: RefSeq, a predicted model, not a curated record
AUUCUACCUCUGCCUCUGGUCAGAGACAGCUGAAGCUGCAGAGCGCGAUCAAGGAGAAGCAGAAUCACUGGAUGGAAACACAGGAUCACAAACAUCCAAAAAAAGAAAGACUGGUGAAGACUGAUAUUUGAAAUCGCAAGAGCAGAACAGGGAAGGAAAAAGAUCCAGCGGACGCAACAAAGACCAUCUGUAAGCAGCUAUGCGACCACGGUCCAGACUGCUGGCCAAGACGAGACUCAUGCUGCCCACAAUCAGAGAGGGCACCGAGGAGACGGUGAGAGAUUUGAACGAAGCCAAAACACUUCAUUUUGCUGCUCACGGCCAGGCUGUGUCAUCAGAGGACUACCUCCUCUCCAUCUGCCACCUGGCACACCCCACUUUCCCAACCAGGGAUGUUUCCCCUGACGACUUCCCCGCACGGCAGCAGGACGCUGUGCAGCAGAGGCUGAAGCCGUCACGGUUUAGUGGGACUGCAUUAACCACAUUUGAAUUCAACCCAAAAGAGGAGGGACACGCUGCUGAUGUGCAGCAGGGAGAGGGGAAAGAACUGAAUGGCGAGAUUAUGUUUGGCAACUCUGACCCUCUGGAGUAUCUUUACGGAGACCAGAAUAACCUCUCUGCCCUCCCAGGUGGUGUGAGGAAAGCAUUUGUUGAGGAGCGGUUUGUAAGGCAACAUAGGAGCAUAUGGGAGGGCCAGGCUCGCACCAGAGCCCACAGCAUCCCCCAUGCUUCAAGUCCAGACUUCCCACACCAACGCAAGAGCAGCUGCCCUGACUUGCACACCAGCACUAACACUUCAGUUCCAAAUAUCUCCCCAAAACACAGUUUAUCCAGGUCAGAGGCCAGGAGAGUUCGCUCAGCAGACAGAGGAGCAGAGAGACUGAAUCCAACUGUCAAACAAUCCCUCAUCUCCCAGUGGAUCGCUGACUGCAAGCUGGCAUGGAGGGAGGCGCGCGUUCGGGCCUGUAUGCUGCCCGCUAUCGCUGAGAUAUAGGAUGCAAACGAAUAGCUACAUUCCACAAUAAAGUAUCCUAAUCUUCAUGUGUGUCAGUGCAUGAGACGCUGUCAUAAGGAGAUAUGUAGAAACACAAAUCUAAAAAACAUACAGAUGCAAGUAAAUAUAAUCAUGACUGCCAUCCAUAUUGUUACAUCAACGUUGCUAUUUACCGUCACGUCAUCACAGCUCUUCAUGUAUGCUGGUGAUCGUACAAAUUCAUGAGAAUGGACAAAUGUGUAUCAUCCUUUUUUAUGCCUUUUGGUGUUUUGUGUAUUACGCAUAAAGUAAUAAAACAUUUUUUUGAUACUCUAAAGGUAA